UAGAUUUGAUGCUAUACUCUCUCUCUUUAUAUAUAUAUUUACUCAUAGAGAAGAAGAUCGACGAAAUAUUUACUAAUUAUAAUAUAUAUAUUGUGAAGAUGAUGAAGGAAUGUGGUUCAAGUAGUUCAAGCUCAUCAUCUUCAUCAAUUGGAGAUCAUCUACUGCCGGGGUAUCGCUUUGUGCCCACUGAUUAUGAAUUACUGAUUCACCUCCACUACAAAAUCAACCAUGGCGUCGCCCUAACUCCGCAUAUCAGAGACGUCCGCCUCUACGAUUUCCACCCCCAAGCACUCACAGAGACGUAUCCAGCGGUGGGAGACAACGAAUGGUAUUUCUUCACGCCGAGGAAUCGGAAGCAUCCGAAGGGAUUCCGGCCGGAUCGAGUGGCCGGCGGCGGGUUCUGGAGGGCGACGGCGACGGUUAAAAAAGUGAAGCACGAAGGCAGAGUGAUUGGGCAGAAGCAGACAUUGGUGUAUCACACCGGUAUAAAUAAACAAUCGGAGAAGACUAGUUGGAUGAUGCACGAAUACACAGCUCAUCGUGAUCACCCCACCGCCAUAACUCGUGCAAAUCGCGCCACGCUGGAUGAGUGGGUUUUGUGUCGAGUCUACGAGAAAACCACCAAAGUGAAAGGGAUGGAUCGACAAGAAGAUGUUGUAGAAACUCAAAUUCAUGAUCAACAAUUCGCCAAUUCUAUGAUUCAUGCUUGGGGGCAAAUAAAUCAACAAGAUUUUCCUUCGCAUCCUCUUCUCCCAGCGCAGCAAUUCAACAAUGUUAAUAUUGGGGGCGAUGCUGCUGCUGCUGCUGCACCAAAUAUGCAUGAACAAGAUUUGUUCAGCCUGAUAAAUGGCAGCGAGGCGAUGCAAGGAACACCAAUGUCUCCACAAGAUUAUGUUCAAACAGUUGAUGAUCACAACAUUAGUGAUGUUGAUGUUAAUGCAGGAGCAGGAGUUGAGCAGUUGUGCAAUGGCAACAACGCGGUGGUGCAGAGAAAUCAUGAAGAUGAGAUGAAAAGAGUAUAUGAGGAUGCUAGGUUUUCCUCCCAUCGUCUCUUGAGUUGAUCAUCUUCUUACCCCGUCACAUUUUUCAAUAUCCGAUUUUUUUACUUUGAGUUUCCCAUUUUUUUAUUUUCUUUAGUCAAUAUCUAAUCCAAGAAAUUUGAAUC
Messenger RNA from Salvia miltiorrhiza (redroot sage), 1165 nucleotides. RefSeq names its product NAC domain-containing protein 67-like. Gene Ontology annotation, molecular function: DNA binding. NCBI's taxonomy places the organism in Eukaryota, Viridiplantae, Streptophyta, Magnoliopsida, Lamiales, Lamiaceae. The record is from RefSeq and is a predicted model, not a curated record. Gene Ontology annotation, biological process: regulation of DNA-templated transcription. The transcript is spliced from 3 exons. Bases 9 to 1061 code for a protein of 350 amino acids.